CACAAUUGCUGUAACAACACAACUUCAGCUUUCACGAUGGCGGCGCCCGUAAUAGAAACAUGCCAUGUAGCUUGUUGUGCAAACAGGACCCCAAAUGUUGUUUCUUGGGGUCGUGGAGGAACCAUUGCUUUUGGGACUUGCAACUCAGUGGCUCUGUAUGACCCACAGGAGAGGAAGGUUGUCGCUGUGCUGAAUGGACACACAGGCAGAGUGAAUGCAGUCCAGUGGGUUCACAAAGAGGACGGUGCUCCAGAGUGCCAUCUUGUCUCAGGGGGGUCAGACAACAGACUCUUCCUCUGGGAGGCUCGAGAUGGGAAGUUCACCCGGUCAGUGGAGUGUAAGGGCCACACUGGGCCAGUGUGUGCUGUGGAUGCAAUCUACACGGAGGACUCAAAGAUCCUGGUGGCCUCCUCAGCAUCAGACUCCACAGUUAGACUGUGGCUCUGCAGAGACACCAAAGAAGCUGAGUGCCUCCGUAACUUAUCGUUUGGCAGUGGUUUCAUGAUGGAUGUCUCUCUGGUACUGUUGCCAGGCAGCAGAGUUCCCAUCCUGGCCUGCGGGGGUGAUGACUCUCGGGUGCAUCUGUAUGUGCAGGCCGACAAACAGUUCCAGAAAGCCAUGACACUGCAAGGACAUGAAGACUGGGUUCGUGGAGUGGCGUGGGCAUCUACAGGUGGGGAGCUGUUAUUAGCCAGCUGUUCACAGGACUCUCUCAUCAGAUUGUGGAGGCUGCGUGCCAAGUCUGGCACAGACACCAACGCAGAGGACGAUCACACCGUCAUCAAAAUGAAAGAGGACAUUUUUGAAGUGAAGGAGAGAGACGCGUCUUCUGUGUUUGCUGUGUCCCUUGAAACGGUUCUGGCAGGUCAUGAGAACUGGGUGUAUGGAGUUCACUGGCAGCCUCCCUUCUACAAAGGUGGCGAGCUGCAACAGCCUCUCAGUUUGCUUUCUGCGUCUAUGGACAAAACCAUGAUCCUCUGGGCUCCCGAGGAGGGAUCUGGCGUCUGGAUAGAGCAGGUGCGCGUAGGGGAGGUUGGUGGCAACACUCUGGGCUUCUAUGGCUGCCAGAUGAGUCCUGAUGGCUCCAUGAUCGUGGCUCACGCUUUUCACGGAGCGCUCCAUCUCUGGUGCAAGGACCAAGACGAAGAGGGAGAGUGGAGACCCGGAGUGGUGAUAUCGGGUCACUUUAAUGCAGUCCAGGACCUGAGCUGGGAUCCUGAGGGUGAGUUCAUCCUCAGUGUGGGCUCAGACCAGACCUCCAGACUGUUCACUCCAUGGAGGAAGCUACACAGCGAGCAGGCAACCUGGCAUGAAAUCUCACGGCCACAGAUCCACGGAUACGACAUGCAGUGUUUGGCUAUGGUUGGAAGGUUUCAGUUUGUAUCUGGGGCUGAUGAAAAAGUCCUGAGAGUGUUUCAAGCACCUCGGAAUUUUGUGGAGAACUUUGCAAAUAUCUCUGGAAUCCCAAAACAAAAGCUUUUGACAUCCAGUGACUCUGCCAACCUUCCUGAAGGAGCCAGCACACCUGCCUUGGGUCUGUCCAACAAGGCUGUAUUUCAGGGUGACCUUGUCCCGAAAACCAACGAAGAAGAGGAACAGUUCAGCAGUGUGUCUGACCAAUACCAGGAGUCCUACUUCCACCCUUUAAACCUGACCGAGCCGCCCCCAGAAGAUCAUCUUCUCCAGAACACACUUUGGCCUGAAGUCCAGAAACUGUACGGCCACGGCUUUGAGAUGUUCUGUCUCGCAUCUGACAGCACCAGGACGGUGGUGGCAUCCGCAUGCAAGGCGUCUAAAGCCGAGCAUGCAGCAGUGUUGCUGUGGAGUACAACCACAUGGCGUCAGCUGCAGUCGCUGCCAUGCCACACCCUCACAGUUACCCAGAUGGCCUUCUCACCUGACGCACAACUGCUGCUGGCUGUUUCCAGAGAUCGCACCUGGUCUUUGUGGCGACGGAACCCGACCACGUCUGAAAAUCCAGAGCCCUUGUUCUCGCUGUACGCACGCACAGGGAAGGACACGGCCAUACACAGCCGAAUCAUCUGGUCAUGUGACUGGAGUCCUGACAGCAAAUACUUUGUGACAUCUAGUCGGGACAAGAAGGUGAUAGUAUGGGGCCCCUGCAUAUGGGAGAACUCUGGGGACUCUGUACCUCCUCCUGAGAUUAAACCAUGUUCCUCUAUCUUGGAUGUGGGUGAUUCUGCUACUGCUGUAGCUUUCUGCCCUGUACUUUGCUCUGAUAACAGCUACCUGCUCUCUGUUGGCCUGGAGUGUGGCAGGAUCCUGCUGUACCGAUGGAGUCCUGGCCAGGAGCCUGCUGGAGGACACGACUGGAGCAGCUGUGGAGAAACAAACACCUCACAAAGCCACGCUUUGGCAGUCAAGAGACUCCGCUGGAGGCCCAGGGCCGGCCGAGCAGGUCAGCAGAACGGCAAGAAGGAUGGACAGACUGACAGAGAGAGUGAAAUCGAGGAGGAGAGCUCCUGGGUCCAGCUUGCCAGCGCCAGUGUCGACCACUCUGUCAAAAUCUUCAACAUCAACAAACAGGCUCUUUAGCACCACCAACACUGACACUAUUAUGUCUCUCUCACACAGAGAGACACUUGGACUGAGGGCCACAAGCCUGACUGGGGCAUCGAGGCCACAGCUGCUCGCUGGCAAGUCAUUCAGUCCCUGUGACAGCCAGUUAAGUCAUGGGUCAGUCACAGGACAAACCCACAGUACUCAUGCCCUGCAGUCUGUCUGCACUCAGCUGAACAGAUUUGAUGGGUGGAAGCAGGAUGGUAAAAACACCAUGGCCUUAGGGUGGUAUUUUACUUAGACACUUCAGAGUGUUUUAUAUUCAGAGAAGACGACUCUGCUGUAUUCCCAAAGAAGCGAUGAUAUCCACUGCUUUGUCUUUGGAUGUUUGGAUCGUCAUGAACACCAAAGCUUCUGUGGGUUGUUGUUGCUUUGUGACCAACUGAUUAAAUGUUUUGUAUAUACACCA
Acanthochromis polyacanthus (spiny chromis) is the source of this 2989-nucleotide messenger RNA. It is a transcript of the gene elp2, whose product is annotated as elongator acetyltransferase complex subunit 2. NCBI's taxonomy places the organism in Eukaryota, Metazoa, Chordata, Actinopteri, Pomacentridae. Bases 37 to 2556 code for a protein of 839 amino acids. The record is from RefSeq and is a predicted model, not a curated record. Gene Ontology annotation, molecular function: protein binding. Gene Ontology annotation, cellular component: elongator holoenzyme complex. The transcript has 22 exons. Gene Ontology annotation, biological process: tRNA wobble uridine modification.